AAAUUCUUAAUAUUGAAGAUGUCAGGAAAGAACUUAAACAAAGGCAAAAUGCUUUAGAAAAAAUUAGACAAAAUCUUAUUAAAUAUCGGGAUGCUCAAAAAGAAGGACGAUCACUUCAUAUGGAUAACUUAAUUGAAUUGUGUGAUAGUCUUUAUAAAAGUACAAUUGUUGAAGAAAAGGAUAAUGUGCAAUUACUUACUACCGCAAUUGUAUUCGCAUUUGUUCAUCUUACAAUUUUGAGAGAAAGGCAUAGGCAUUAUAAGGAUAUAUACUCUAACGGAUUAAAUAAAACAUACGAAGCUGAUCUAAUAACAAAAGUUCAGGAAUAUAAGCAAUAUUUUAUAGAUAUGUAUGAUAAAUGGGAAGAUUGGCGUAAAAGUCUCAUUAUUUUUCGAGGUCUCGAAACAAACCCCGAUCCAGACUUUCCCUGUCUGGUAAAUGAUAGUUUUCAUAACUUGUAUAUGUACUUUCAAUAUCCGAAGACUUUCAUUCAUGAUGAUAAAAUGGUGGAAAAACAUCGUGAAUUAUGUGUACAAGGUCAAAUGGCUUUUCUUAAUGAAGCAAAAGACGCGUUUAUGAAGAUGUAUGUAUAUACUUUUGAUUUGAAUAAAUUCUUACCUGGUAAAUGGGCUGCACCUCCUGAAGCACCUAAUCGAAGAAUUGGUACCCUUCAAUAUGGAAUUGUUGGAAAAAGUGCUUUUCCAGAUGUAAAAAAUUAUGGAACAGAUUAUGAAGAAAGGUUUCACUUGAGUCCUGAGCAACGUGGUAUCAUUACAGGCUUAAACAUUCACUAUUCUGAUAUCGUGCAUGGUUUAACGGUUAAAUACAAAGGUCUUCCUGUGACCACUGCAGGGGAUGUAAAAGGUGGAGAAGCGUCAACUAUUCGAGGUCUUAGUAAAGAUCUUUAUAUAACUUCGGUAGAAGUUUACUUUUCUGAUCGUAUCAUUAGUGGUAUUCAAUUCUAUUUCAAUAGUACUCCAAACUCUGAUAUUCUUAAAAGUGAUAUAAAUGUAAAUAGUUCAGAAAUUUUUGGAAGUGACUUAAAUGCACAAAGAUUCGUUAGUGAACCUCCUCAUGGUUUCAAAUUGGUAGGAUUUCAAAUGGCUUCGUCUAAAUCUUUUUCAAAACAAAUUGAUUGUUUGGGUUACACUCUUUUAACUUUUGAACAUUUAAACAUAGCCGAGUAA
Racocetra fulgida is the source of this 1187-nucleotide messenger RNA. Lineage: Eukaryota; Fungi; Glomeromycota; Glomeromycetes; Diversisporales; Gigasporaceae. The record is from the annotation of a GenBank genome assembly.